Lucilia sericata (common green bottle fly) is the source of this 3450-nucleotide messenger RNA. RefSeq names its product cyclic nucleotide-gated channel rod photoreceptor subunit alpha-like. Gene Ontology annotation, cellular component: plasma membrane; intracellular cyclic nucleotide activated cation channel complex. NCBI's taxonomy places the organism in Eukaryota, Metazoa, Arthropoda, Insecta, Diptera, Calliphoridae. The record is from RefSeq and is a predicted model, not a curated record. Gene Ontology annotation, biological process: monoatomic cation transmembrane transport. Gene Ontology annotation, molecular function: intracellularly cGMP-activated cation channel activity; intracellularly cAMP-activated cation channel activity; cGMP binding.
CGGGGACUGGAGAAUCAAGUCAUCAUUUUACUUAUGGUGGCAUCGGUGCGAAUAUUAAUAAUGGACCCCGCUAUUCAACAGUAAAACAACAAAUAAAAAUAAACACGAAAAAACAGGACAAACUAAAGCGGAAGUAGAGGAAAUGCGAUAGCAAACAGGUGCAACAUCGAUAGCAAAUAAAACAUUAAAUGAUUUUUUUUUGGCAACAAAAUAUACAAAAAUAAGUCAACUUUAACAAAAACAAACAAACACAUACCCACCAGCAUAAAAAACAGCAUAUUUAACAAACAACAACAACCAAGCAGAAGAUAUUGAGGCAACGAUAUCUAUGCAAUAACUUGCCUACAACGAUUAUUGUUGCAACUACCGCAACAACAGUUACAAACAACAACAUGUAUGUUUCCAGCGAAAACACAAAACGACAGCCAAAGCAACAACUAAAACAACAAUGAAGGAAAAUCAUAACAACAGUUAUAAUACAGCAUUCUCAUGUAGCAACAACAGCAAACGUGCCAGCAACUCGUUGAGAGUACCAACAGCGACGACAACAGCAACCGCAAAACAUCAGCAACAAAUUAAUUUAGUUGCAAUACAAAAACCACGCGCCAGUUAUCCGGAAAUUAUGAAUCCUCGCUUAUCAUUGAAUGGUACUUUGCGUCAUUUGGUGCCAUCACCUCGACCACUUUAUCGUGAUCACAGUUCACGUUCCAUACAUCCCCUUACGGCUAAUGAGCAACAAAUGUCUGAACUGGAUGGCUGUUUCUAUGGCACCAUAACACGUAGCGGCCACUUAACAGCAUCCAAUGCAGGGGGUGGUAGUUCGGGUGGUGGCGGUGGUGGUGCACUAUUAGAUUUGUCAAGUAGCAAUGUUGGCAUUGUAACAACCACAACAUCUUUGGAUUACACUAGUGGUCUAAAUGAUUAUAGUAGUAGUGCUGGAGGAGGAGGUGGUGGUGGUGGUAGUAGUGUUGGUGGACUUGGUGUCUUGGCCGGUAGUGGUAUGGGGGAUUUUAGCAGUGCUGGUGGUGUGCACUUUCACACUACUGAACUUUCUAUCACACCAUCUAUGACUGGUGAUGAACAAUGUAUUGAUUUGGGUAGUUUACGUCGUUUCUCCAUAGAUCGUCAUAGUUUUUUGGAUUUAGGCUCAAAAUUUGGCAUGUCACAGCCAAAAUUUGGCCAAAGUGUUUCACAGCAAGGUUUCUUUACAUCACACGAUAGCCUAGCCACACCAUGUGCAUCACGAGCUUCCAAUUUACAUGUGGCCAAUACAAGCACUGCCUCCGAUAUGGAUCUAUUACACAACAAACAACAAAACGAUCGACGAAAAUCACGCGGACGUCUGAAAGACAACGAUCAACCGCUGCUGGGUACAUGGACACGAUCAACGGGUCGCGGUUCACAGGAUAACACCUUUAAUGGGCCGCAUCAAUUUACUGGGAAUUUUUGUAAUGGCACAGAUCGAUAUCCCCGCAAUCGUUCCGGUACAUCGACAACGACAACAACCGCCACACAACAACAAUUUCAGCAACAGCAGUCCUCAAACAACAAUUCCUUGCAUCAUUUACAACACUCUGCCUCUAUGUCACAUCCCCAUCAUCAUCAACAGCAGCAGCAACACAACCAACAACAAUCCCAACAUCAUCAGCAUCGUUCCUCGACCACACAACUACAGCAGCAACAACAAAAGCCACCCAGACGCACACCAUCACAGCGACUGCGUGCCGCAACAGCAGCACGAAAACUUUAUUUCGUUUUCGAUCCUGCGGGGCGUUUGUGCUACUACUGGUCGAUGGUCGUUUCGCUGGCCUUCCUCUAUAACUUUUGGGUGAUAAUCUAUCGUUUUGCAUUUCAGGAAAUUAAUCGACGCACAAUUGUGAUAUGGUUUUGUCUCGAUUACUUUUCCGAUCUCCUAUAUCUUAUAGAUAUAUUUUUUCAUUUUCGUACCGGCUAUCUGGAGGACGGUGUACUGCAGACGGAUGCAUCGAAAUUGCGUCAACACUAUAUGAAUUCGACAACAUUUUACAUAGACUGCCUGUGUUUGCUGCCAUUGGAUUUUUUAUAUUUAUCAAUAGGAUUUAAUUCAAUAUUGCGAUCGUUUCGUUUAGUUAAAAUCUAUAGAUUUUGGGCAUUUAUGGAUCGCACCGAACGUCAUACGAACUAUCCAAAUUUAUUUCGUUCAAUCGCUCUCAUACAUUAUCUACUUGUGAUAUUCCAUUGGAACGGAUGUCUCUAUCAUAUUAUACACAAGAAUAACGGUUUUGGUAGCCGCAAUUGGGUCUAUCACGAUUCCGAAUCGGCCGAUGUAGUUAAACAAUAUUUACAGAGUUAUUAUUGGUGUACGUUAGCUUUAACAACGAUCGGUGAUUUACCCAAACCCCGAUCAAAAGGUGAAUAUGUAUUUGUGAUAUUACAAUUACUAUUUGGAUUAAUGCUAUUUGCGACGGUCCUGGGUCAUGUGGCGAAUAUUGUGACGUCGGUGAGUGCGGCGCGAAAAGAAUUUCAAGCUAAACUUGAUGGCGUUAAAACGUAUAUGCGUAUGCGACGUGUACCCAAUCAUCUGCAGGUGAAAGUCAUCAAAUGGUUUGAUUACCUGUGGCUGACACAGAAAUGUUCCGAUGAGGAACGUGCCGUAUCAUGUCUUCCUGAUAAAUUAAAGGCUGAAAUAGCAAUUAACGUCCAUUUAGAUACACUUAAGCGAGUUGAAAUUUUUCAAAAUACUGAAGCUGGUUUCCUGUGUGAAUUGGUCUUACGAUUGCGUCCUGCUUUUUCACCCGGGGAUUAUAUAUGUCGAAAAGGUGAAGUUGGCAAAGAAAUGUACAUUGUUAAUCGUGGACGUUUGCAAGUAGUGGCUGAUAAUGGCAAAACCGUAAUGGCUUCAUUAAAGGCAGGUUCCUAUUUUGGAGAGAUAAGCAUAUUAAAUAUGGGCACAGCAGGUAAAGAACUUGGUAAUCGUCGUACAGCAUCUGUACGUUCCGUGGGUUACAGUGAUUUAUUCGUGCUGAGCAAAAAGGAUAUGUGGGACGUUUUAAAGGAAUAUCCCGCCGCACGUGUACGACUGGAAUCAAUUGCUGUUAAACGUUUAGAGAAAUAUAAAAAAGCACCAUUGGAAAAAGUUGCCAUGGGUCGAUGUCAGUCAACACCGGGCUUGGUGGAAAGUUGUGGUCGUACUACAUUAGAAGAUAUGUAUUUGCCACAGCCACCAUUAGUGCCACAUUCUGUGCUAUUGCAACAGCAGCAACAACAACAAACACAGCGUCAAACGCCACACGAUCAAGUACACAGCAGCAACAUUUACAAAAUUUGGCAUAUAGUCGAGCUCCUAGUCCACGUUCUAGUCAAACAUAUAUUGAACGUAUACAACGUACUACAGAAUCACCCGGUUCUUUAAGUCCCAGUGUGCACAGUUCAGAUGAUAGGCCACGCAGUAGGACAACAUCACAUCAUUCA